Vitis riparia (riverbank grape) is the source of this 2414-nucleotide messenger RNA. RefSeq names its product beta-glucosidase-like SFR2, chloroplastic. NCBI's taxonomy places the organism in Eukaryota, Viridiplantae, Streptophyta, Magnoliopsida, Vitales, Vitaceae. The transcript is spliced from 10 exons. Bases 27 to 1973 code for a protein of 648 amino acids. Gene Ontology annotation, biological process: carbohydrate metabolic process. The record is from RefSeq and is a predicted model, not a curated record. Gene Ontology annotation, molecular function: beta-glucosidase activity.
AGAGUCGUGGGACUUGGGCUCUGGAGAUGGCGUUCUUAGCUUUGUUUGUAUCUGCGACGAAGUUCGCCGGUGUUUUGGUUACUCUCUCCGUCGCCGCCAACGCCUUCUCAUUUUCUCGUUACCGGAGGAAGAAUCUCCAGCCCUUCCGGUCACCUAUCGACGAAUCGUCUGAGACGCUGGCCGUCUUCAAUGUUGAUCCCAGCACUGACGGAGAAAAGGAGUUCUUCUUUGGAUUGGCAACAGCACCAGCACAUGUUGAAGAUAGGCUUGAUGAUGCUUGGCUCCAAUUUGCAGAAGAACACCCUUGUGACAAAUCAGAGUCGCAGCAGGGCUCACAACCAUCAGAUGCACUAAUUGCAUCAGCUAGUGGUGAUGGUGGUUCUCACCUAGCUUCAUCAUCUUCAAUGGAAGCUGCUGAGAGAAUGAAGAAAAAGAAACCUCUUAAGAUAGCUAUGGAAGCCAUGAUUAGAGGGUUUGAAAAAUACAUUGAAGAAGAAGAACAUGCAACAAAUGAUGAAUGCCAUCACAAUGUAGCUGCUUGGCACAAUGUUCCACACCCGGAGGAGAGGCUAAGGUUUUGGUCUGAUCCUGAUACUGAAUUGAAACUGGCUAAGGAUACUGGUGUCCGUGUGUUCCGGAUGGGAAUAGAUUGGACUAGGGUCAUGCCAAAGGAGCCACUUAAUGGACUAAAAGAAAGUGUUAACUAUGCGGCAUUGGAACGAUACAAGUGGAUCAUCAAUAGGGUUCACUCAUAUGGAAUGAAAGUGAUGCUGACCCUAUUCCAUCACUCAUUGCCACCAUGGGCUGGAGAGUAUGGAGGGUGGAAACUGGAAAGAACUGUUGAUUAUUUCAUGGAUUUUACCAGGCUGGUUGUUGAUAGUGUAUCAGAUAUGGUAGACUACUGGGUAACAUUUAAUGAGCCUCAUGUCUUCUGUUUGCUAACAUAUUGUGCGGGUGCCUGGCCUGGUGGUCAUCCUGAUAUGUUGGAAGUUGCCACUUCUGCUCUGCCAGCUGGUGCUUUCAAACAGGCCAUGCAUUGGAUGGCGAUUGCACACUCAAAGGCUUUUGAGUAUAUCCAUGAGAAAAGCAGCGGCUUAUCAAAGCCAUUGGUUGGAGUAGCACACCAUGUCUCAUUUAUGCGGCCGUAUGGUCUUUUUGACGUUGCUGCUGUUACACUGGCCAACUCAUUAACCAUCUUCCCAUAUGUGGAUAGUAUUUCCAAUCAACUGGAUUUCAUAGGAAUAAACUACUACGGACAGGAAGUUGUCUCUGGUGCUGGACUGAAGCUGGUAGAGACUGAUGAAUAUAGUGAAUCUGGAAGAGGGGUAUAUCCCGAUGGCUUGUAUCGCAUGCUGCUUCAGUUCCAUGAAAGAUACAAACAUCUAAAUAUACCCUUCAUCAUUACAGAGAAUGGGGUGUCUGAUGAGACAGAUUUGAUUCGGCGGCCAUAUUUGCUAGAACAUUUACUUGCAGUUUAUGCAGCUAUGAUCAAGGGUGUCCCAGUGCUUGGUUACCUGUUUUGGACUAUUUCUGAUAACUGGGAGUGGGCAGAUGGAUAUGGUCCUAAGUUUGGACUUGUAGCUGUGGAUCGUGCCAAUAAUCUUGCCCGCAUUCCCCGUCCUUCAUACAAUCUAUUUUCCAAAGUGGUGGCUACUGGUAAAGUCACACGUCUAGACAGGGUACGUGCAUGGAAUGAACUCCAGAGAGCUGCUAAAGAGAAAAAAACACGACCAUUUUAUCGAGCAGUUAAUAAAGAUGGUUUAAUGUAUGCAGGAGGCCUUGAUGAACCUAUACAUCGCCCUUACAUCCAACGGGAUUGGCGGUUUGGACACUAUGAGAUGGAAGGUCUCCACGACCCGCUAAGCAGAUUCUCAAGAUACAUCCUCAGUCCUUUCUCCCUCGGAAGGAAAAGGAAGCCGCAAAGAGACGAUAACGACGAUUUGGUUCUUGAGCCUCUUGAAUUAAGCUUCUGAUUGCUCAUUCAUACACUUCUCAAGAUAUUUCCCCUGAAGCUAGGCUGCAGCAUAUUCAGACCACAGUAAAUCCACCCCCUCAUCUUGCCGAUCAUAUUGCUGAUAUGCAGGCACUAGCAUUAUUUCAUGAGUUGUACAGAUGUUGCUUACUUGAAAAAUAGUUAUCUGCAGGUUCUCUCUUUUGCAACUAAAAAAUAAAAUUACAAAGAGGCACUUGAUACUAAGGUUGGAAGACCGGAAUAUGUUCGGAUGCCAGGGUAAGAAUGGCAUUAAGUGUAUGAAGUUUAUCCAGAAUUUCUACAUUACUGCGUGUUCUGUGUCACCUCUUCUUCCUCUUUUUCUCGGUUGUAAAAUCCCAGAUGAUAUGUGUAAGUAACUCAGAAUCCAAAAUUGAAAAACACUGCAGCAUAUCGUUUCUUACGAAGAACUGCACAUUUAUCA